Messenger RNA from Capsella rubella, 1599 nucleotides. RefSeq names its product disease resistance protein CHL1-like. The transcript has a single exon. Bases 115 to 1428 code for a protein of 437 amino acids. Gene Ontology annotation, biological process: signal transduction; defense response. Gene Ontology annotation, molecular function: ADP binding; ATP hydrolysis activity. The record is from RefSeq and is a predicted model, not a curated record. Lineage: Eukaryota; Viridiplantae; Streptophyta; Magnoliopsida; Brassicales; Brassicaceae.
CACUAGUACUACCUACUAGUGUCUUUUUUUUUAAGUUGUAAAGCUGUUCCACAUGUGUAGCUUUUAGUUGUUAGUAUAUCAGUUUUUCUUCUUUGUUGUUAGGAACACUACCAAAUGUCUUCUUCUUCAUCUUCAUCUUCUUUUUUGUUUCUUGGAAAGGUCGUGGAUGUCUUCCUGAGUUUCUGCUGUCAUACUGGACAUGGAUAUUUUCAAAACAUUUUGAUUACACAUGGCCUUAAAACCUUUUUAUCUUACAGAUGCUUGGAGACGAAGUUGGGACCAAUUAGUCAACGGACAGUCAAGGCUUUGGAAGAGGCGAAAGUCGCGGUCGUUAUGACGUCUGGGACGAAACCUUGUUCCAUCGGGUUCCUAGAAGAGCUCAUAGUAAUACUCGAAUUCCAACAAAGAGGUUCACUCAUAGUCAUACCCAUUUUUCUUACGGAUAACUCUUUUAAUGCGGAUGAAAUCUGCGGACAGUAUCCGGAGAAGGCACCAAGUUGGAGAACUGCACUUGCCAAAUUGACCAACAUUGCUGCGGAGUAUCAGUUUUCUCAAAAUCUUGCAGGUAUGGGCUUGUUAGAGUGGUUCAACAAAAUUGCUCAUGACAUAUCUCUUGUCUCUCUCUACUCCAUAUCAAACGGUUUAGAUGGCCUUGUUGCAAUGGAGCGUCACAUGAAAGUGGUUUAUGACUUGUUGGAUUUACAAGUUAACAAAGAGGUUCGUACCAUUGGCAUUUGUGGUAGUGUUGGUGUUGGGAAGACAACACUUGCAAGGUACAUAUACGCCGAGAUCUUUGUCAAAUUUCAGACAUGUGUCUUCCUAGAUAAUGUUGAAAAAAUUGAAAACAAGAUUCUUAAGUUUGAAGGGGAAGAAGAUCCAACCGUAAUAAUAAGUUCAGAUUCCAAUGCGCAUGAAAUUACCGAAGCAAGGCGUAAACACCGGAAAUUUCUCCUUGUCGCUGAUGAUGUGAACAGCAUCGAACAAGGGAAGUGGAUCAUUGAAUACGCUAACUGGUUUGCUCCAGGCAGCAGAGUCAUUCUUAUCAGCGAGAACAAGGAUUUGCUUGUUGAUGCCGGGGUGAAGCAUGUGUAUGAAGUCAGAUCCUUAAGAUAUGAUGAAGCUCUUCAACUCUUCUCUUACUAUGCUUUCAAGCAGCCAUAUCCACCUUCUGAUUUUGAACAGCUUGCAGUUCGCGCUGUCCAUCUCGCAAGCUUUCUUCCUUUGGCCCUUAGAUUGUUAGGUUUGUUUUUAACUGGUAGAGGUCGAGAGAAGUGGAUAGAUGCACUGCUCAAACUCAAGGAAAAGCAAGGUGGAAAUAUAAUGGAAGUGUGGAAACUUAUGGAACCAUCAGGAGAUAGAGGUCAUGAGGAGUGGGAAGCUGCUGCAGACAUAAUGGAAGGGAACGAAUCAUCAGAAGACGAGACAUAAUAGCAGUAUGAAGAAGAGUCAUCUCUACCAUUUCACUUUCAUCUGUUUUGUUUCUUUAACAAUAAUAUGAGUCUGAAGCUUGCAAACACUAGUAUUUAAUAACUCCACCCUUGUAUUUGUGUUUCUUGAUAUUGUAUCUUUAUUGUUUCAACACAGAGAAUCACUGAAACA